AUGGAGCCAGCGGCCGACGGCGUCGUGCACCACGGGCAGCGACGGGACGGAGGGCAGCAGCACGCGCCGGCGGUGGUGUCGCUGCGGGAGCUGGGCCUGGCGGACGUGGACGCCUUCAUGGCGUGGGCGUCGGACGACCGCGUGAUGCGGUACCUGAAGCGGCCGCUCUGCGCCACGCGGGAGCAGGCCGUGGCGCAGAUCAGGGACACCGUGCUGGGCCACCCGUGGUUCCGCGCCGUCUGCGUCAGCGACGGCGACGGCGACGGCCGCCCCGUGCCCGUGGGGCAGGUGUCCGUGUGGCCGUAUGCCGACGAGGGCGGCCGCAGGGCCAACAUCGGCUACGCCCUCGCGCACGACCAGUGGGGCCGCGGCAUCGCCGCUGCCGCCGUCAGGAUGGUGGUGGGCAGGGUGUUCGACGACCUGCCGGGGCUGGAGCGGCUGGAGGCGGUGACGGACGUGGACAACGUGCGGUCGCAGAGGGUGCUGGAGAAGGCCGGCUUCCACAAGGAGGGGGUGCUGCGCCGCUACAUCGCCGGACGCGGCGGCGGCGAGGCCAGAGACGCGGUGAUCUAUAGCUUCUUGUCGUCCGACCGUGCGUGA
This is a messenger RNA of Miscanthus lutarioriparius, 600 nucleotides long. The record is from the annotation of a GenBank genome assembly. Lineage: Eukaryota; Viridiplantae; Streptophyta; Magnoliopsida; Poales; Poaceae.